Molecule: messenger RNA, 3294 nt
Organism: Euleptes europaea (tarantolino)
Lineage: Eukaryota; Metazoa; Chordata; Lepidosauria; Squamata; Sphaerodactylidae
Gene: ADNP2
Product: ADNP homeobox 2
Exons: 4
Coding region: 91-3294 (1067 amino acids)
Biological process (GO): regulation of gene expression
Cellular component (GO): nucleus
Molecular function (GO): DNA binding
Source: RefSeq, a predicted model, not a curated record
AGCGCGCCCGCGCGCCUCGGGGAGGCGCCAGCGCAGGAGCCGCGGGCAGGCAGCGGACGCCCCCUACAGGCCGGACAGGAAAAGUUCAACAUGUUUCAAAUUCCUGUUCAAAACCUUGAUAAUAUAAGGAAGGCUCGGAAGAAAGUGAAAGGCAUCCUUGUGGAUAUUGGGCGUGAUAGUUGCCAGGAAAUACUGCAGACUCUGAAAAGCUUUGACCCGGGAGAAAAAUACUUCUACAACACUUCAUGGAGUGAUGUCUCUCUUUGGGAAUCUGCGGCCAAACGAAAAAGAUAUAGAACUAAUCCAUACUGCUGUAGCCUGUGCAAGUUUUCAUCGAAAUUCCUUACUUCUUUCAAAAACCACUUGAACCGUUACCAUGAAGAUGAAGUUGACCAAGAAUUAGUUGUCCCGUGUCCAGAAUGUGCAUUUGCUUCUCACACCAAAAUAGUGGGAAAACACCUUCGGAUGUUUCACUCUAAGAAAAAAAUACAAAACUAUAGCGUGAGUGGCGGCAUGAGGCAAUUCCGCAGCGAUUCCGUCAACUUCAUCUGUCUGAAAUGUCAGUUUACAGACACAUUGUAUUACAAUACAAAGAAACACGUGCUGGUGACCCACUUCCCAAAUCUCAUAAACACAUAUUGUGAGGACAGGCUUGACGAAAGCGAAGAGAAUUUUACGGAUCACUACUGUAAAAAAUGCAAUGCUUUUGCUAACAGCCGGGAUUCUUUAAUUUAUCACGUCUUGACAUCUGAAGUACACAAAGACUUGGAGAUGAUAUUGAGGCCUGCAAUUUCAGUGCAGCCUAAAAAGCCAGGACAAGCGAAGUCAUUGCCGAUUGUCAGUAUAGCUCCGAAGCCGUGCGCGGUUGGAGCUAGUCCACCAUUAAUACCUACAACAGCCUCCGCGAGCUCAUCUCCUGCCACAUCUUGUGUUCAGCUUUCACUUCCAACAAGCAGUCAGAAUCAAGCCCUGGUGCCUGCAAAAGCAGUUCCAAAUACAGUUGGACCACUGAGCGUUUCAAGUGCCUCCAGCAGCAUUCAGUGUACGACCCCCACGACUUCGGUGGCUCAGUCACGCAUGCAGCUUGUGUCUGGCCCCGGCCCAGGAGGUCAGAAUAAGGUUUCUCUCCAGCCUGCAGUUUCCCAGCCGGUCUUUGUUUCUCCUCGGCUUCCGAUGAAACAGCCUGUGAGGCCUGGGGUCUUCUGCCUGAACCAGCCCGCCGGCACCAUCAACAGGGCCGUUCCUCCAGGAGUCCUUUCAUUUAAUCGGCCUGUCAGGCCUACCCUGCUCCCGGUGAAUCAGGCGGUUAGGACUGUCAGCAGUCCAGUUAUGCCUGGGGCUCUCCCUGUGACCCAGCCAGCUGGGUCUCUAAAUAGACCCAUUGGGGCCAAUGCUGUUCCGGUAAACAGAUCUUGUGUGCCCGGAGUCCUCACUGCAAACAGGUCUGUGGGUGGUUUGAAUCGACCCAACGGUCCUGGGAUUCUUCCAGUGACCCAGACGAUCACACCGGGGGUUCUUCAGUUCAACCAUCCUGUUGCGCCAGGGGUUCUGCCUGUCAACCAGUCUCUCGGACCGGGGAUUCUUCAGUUUAGUCAGCCUGUUGUUCCUGGGGUUCUGCCUGUCAACCAGUCUGUCCGACCAGGGGUUUCUCAGAACGCUACUUUACUGACUGCUGGUCCUCUGCUUCGACAGUUAAUUCCAACUGGGAAGCAAGUUAACGGGAUCCCUACAUACACCCUUGCACCAGUUUCAGUUACUUUGCCCGUUCAGCCUGGUAGUGGGGUAGCAACAGUUACAUCGCCUCAAGUGCCCGUUCAGCUGAUGCAGUCUGGCACAGUUAACCAGCUGCCUCAGCCUCUGGCUACUGUGCCUUCUCCUAUGAUCGUCACUUCUACUACCAACGCCCUUGCCAAGACUUCUCCGUCUGCUUCUGAAGUGAGCCUCGCUCUCAAGCAGGCAAAGCAGUGGAAGACAUGCCCUGUUUGCAGUGAGCUGUUCCCGUCAAAUGUCUAUCAGGUGCACGUGCAGGUAGCUCACAAAUUCAAUUUGCUGAAGAAAAGGGUUACUCAGGAAACUGCUAAAGUGGCCGCCUGCGCGCCUUUUUUGAGGUGGUUGAAAGACAAGACAGUUAGGUGUUUCUCUUGCAAAUGUUUCCUUUCUGAGAUGGAACUUAUAGAACAUCUGUUCAAGCAUGGGUUAUCCUGCCUGUUCUGCACCAGUACCUUCCAUGACUUAUCAAGCCUUGUAGAUCACACCAGAAAUGUACAUAAAGGCAAAAAGAAGCUGCACACGGAUUACGAUGAGAAAGGGUUUCAGCUGGAGAGUAAUUCCGAAGGGGACCUCCUGUUUCCUCACUUUGACUACAAUAUAACAUCAUCGGAAGAAAAACUUCGUGGAAGAGAAGUGCACCUAGCAAUCCUCGCUGGGGUAAAUUCAAGGACACUUAUUCCUCUGUACAUAAGACUGCAGCACGAGACUGCCGAAACAAAUAAGGGUAAUAAGAAAGUCUCAACUUGCCCCUUCUGUUACGGAACGUUUACCAGCAACGGAGCCUACGAGAGCCAUUUGAAGGAGAGGCACCACAUCAUGCCGACUGUGCAUACCAUUCUCAAGACUCCGGCUUUCAAGUGUAUCCACUGCUGUGGGGUAUACACGGGCAACAUGACCUUGACAGCUAUCGCGGUACACUUGCUUCGCUGUCGGAGCGCUCCCAAAGACAGUGACCCAACUGUGAAAAUGGAGCUGGACCCUGACGUGAAGAAAGAGCUGCCGCUUGUGAAUGGUGAAAAGCAUGACCCCGUGACUCUUCCAACGAAGAGGAAGCAGUCUGAUCAUCUUUACGCUAUUGCAGAGGACCAAGACGAUGAGGACCAGCCGUUCCUGAUUAUAAAUAGUGGUACGGCCCAGGUUCCGGUAAAGGAGGUGAAUUUUGUGCCUUCCAAACGACAAAAGACUGAUAAGAUUGAAACAAAGGGGCAGCCUUCAGUGGACGGUCUUCAUAUUUUAGCACUAAAUCCGAAGCCAUUCCAGCAUAGCUCAAAUGAUGUUCAAAAACGUUUCCUUGCAGAUUACUUUCAUAAGAAGCCGUAUCCUACUAAAAAGGAGCUAGAACUAUUAUCUUCUGUUCUGGGUGCAUGGAAGGUUGAUAUUGCAUCCUUUUUUGGGAGAAAGAGACAUCAGUGUCUAAAGUCGAUAAAAACUCUCAAGCCAUCUGUGCUUUUGGGCUUCACAAUGUCUGAACUUAAAGAUGUAAAGCACAGUUUGAUCUUAAAGCGUGAAUCAGAAGAGGUGUAA